Molecule: messenger RNA, 2779 nt
Organism: Gasterosteus aculeatus aculeatus (three-spined stickleback)
Lineage: Eukaryota; Metazoa; Chordata; Actinopteri; Perciformes; Gasterosteidae
Product: receptor-type tyrosine-protein phosphatase eta
Molecular function (GO): protein binding
Source: RefSeq, a predicted model, not a curated record
CACGGGGGCAUAUUUUUCUCCCGGUGUUGAUCACGUGAAGCUGCAUUUAUAUUUCCUCCUGUUCUUUGUUCUGAGGUAUUAUUUCCUUUUGACGAGCGAAACGGACUCAUCUGCUUCUGAUACACCGCAGCAGUCCUGCAUCUGGAAUCUACUGGACUCAUCAUGGGAGAGUUCUGUCUCAAGGAAGGAAUGUUCCUUUUUGUUUCCUCUCUGGUGCUGAUCUGCGGCGCUGCAGAGCAAGACUACUUCGUUCAUGACUCGGGGGGCCGGACGUGGGACAAGGCCAGGAGCUACUGCCAGGUCUGUUACAAAGAUCUGGCGACGGUGACCCCCGCAAACAUCAAAACCAUCGCUCAGAACCUCACCGCCGUCAGCUGGAUCGGCCUACGCAGGAACUUCUCAGACGCCGGCAGCUCCAGCGCGUCCUGGUCCCGCUGGGCCGACGGGGAACGCCUCCUCUUCCAGAACUGGUAUCCCGGCUGGCCUGUCUUCCAGAAGAACGUCUGCUACUGUAACUGUCCGACCACCGCGACCACGACGCGCUUCACCCCGUUCACGCAGUUCACGAGCCUGAACGCGCCGAGCUCGGCCGAAUUCCCGAACAUGACGAACUCUGCCGAAUUCCCGAACGCGACGAGCUUUGCCGAAUUCCCGAACGCGACUGGCUCGGCCGAAUUCCCGAACGCCACGAGCUUUGCCGAAUUCCCGAACGCGACGAGCUUUGCCGAAUUCCCGAACGCGACUGGCUCGGCCGAAUUCCCGACCGUGGUGGGGCCAACUAUGACGAGCUUUGGCGAACCGGCGCUGCCGGGGGGAACCGAGUGCGUGCUGUCGCCGGACCCUGCGGGGAACUACGUGGAGGACUCGUGCGUGGCCAUGCUGAGUUUCGGGGCCUGGGUCGAAAGGAGCUGCUCUGAGCGGCUUUCGUUCGUGUGUUAUGAAGAUCGUUUCCCCGGCCGAGUGGAAGUGACCGAGGUCACGUCGGAGAGCGCCGUUCUGACGUGGCUCCCCGUUCCCAACAUCAGCCACUCCCGGGUUGAAGUCAAAGUCCACGGAAACGUCACCCAAAAUGUGACCAACCUGUUGACCCUUGACCUGGUCGGCCUGACGGCGGGCUCCCUCCACACGGUGCAGGUCUUCCCGGUUAAGUGCGGGAGAGACAUGCACCCGCAGCAGACCGCCUUCUACACCAAACCCAACAAAGUGGUGGACCUCGUCGUCGCCGACGUGACGGAAGCCUGCGUCAAACUGAAUUGGAGCAAACCGGCUGGAAACGUGGAUAUCUAUCACGUCAAAUUCGGCGGCGCGUCGAUUCGAAACAAAACUGAGGGCAGUGAGGUCUGCAACUUGACCCCCGGGAGCCCGUACACUUUCUUCGUCCUCUCGGGGGUCGAGGACAACUCCAUCUGGAGCGACGAGUCCAAUGUCACAACAUACACCAGGCCCGGCAAGGUGUCCCACCUGAAUGUGACGCAGAACACGCACAGCUCGCUGCUGCUGGCGUGGGAGCGGCCCGCCGGACACACCACGGGUUUCGGGGUGACGGCCGCGACGGACAGUGAUCGCGUGUUGUUUAAUGAAACCGUGACGCAAGAGAAGGUGAAUGUGACGUCGCUGCCGCCCGGCACCAAGAUAACCCUCAACGUGACGGCCCUGACGGCCGGCGGCAAACUGGAGGGAGAAACCGUGACCGUUGUCAGCUACACCACUCCCACGCCGGUUUCGGACCUGGUUUUGAGAACCACAUCCAACACCCUCAACGCCAGCUGGAAUUCAGCCAACGGGGAUACUUUCGACGUGGAGCUGUGGCUGGAUGGCGAACUCGUUGGCCCGAUCUACAGCGUCUCCACGGCCGAGAAGCCCUUUGUCGGACUGAAGGCGGCGGCCAACUACGCGGUGAGGGUCAGCGCCGUCACUGGACACCUGCGCAGCCUGCCGAAGGAGGCCUCCGCGUUCACCAAGCUGCUGCCGCCGACUGACGCCAGGCUCCGGUCCGCCGAUAAACACCAAAUCACCUUCGAGUGGAGCGCCCCUGAAAACAUAGCGAAAGUGAAUUACACCGUCAGGCUCUACUCCACCUUCUGGGGCCAGGACUGGUCCCACGCGGAGAACGAAACCUUCCACACGUUUGACGGCUUGAAAUCGGGGACGAACUACGGCUUUGAGGUGCGAACCGUGGCGAAUGGGGCUGAAAGUGACCCGGCGGUUGCUUCAAAUUACACGGUUGCGGUGAAGAAGGAGAUCAGCCUGUCUAUGAUGUGCUCCUCGGCUCAGUCUCUCCUCUGCGAUAAGCAAAGCACCAGGGAUUCUGUGUUCAAUGAGUUGAACACACACUUCAGGGAGCUGUUGGGGGACAGCGUUGUCUGGAAACUUGUGAAGCAGGAAAACUGAAAGCAACACAAUAGUCAUUUUUUAUGAAUGUUAUUCUUGAUUAAUUGCAAUUGGUGAAGGUAUUUUAACUGGUUUGCACUGUACGGCCGCUCAGGAAAUGAAAUAUUAUGCCUUGUCAUAUUUAGUAAAAAAACAAGAUUCAAUUUUAAUCUAUUUACAACUUUAUUGAGCUGACUUUUGUCCUUUCUCUAUGUAUCUGUAAUGUUAUCUUUGCACCAAUAGCGACCUAUCGUACUUUUACAAUUCAAUGUAAAAUCAUCAUGAGAAUUUGUUUUUUAUCACGUUUGACUGUAAACUUCCUGAUAGUCUUAUUUCUUCCUUGACAAUUUUAACAACUAAUCAAAGGUCCUACAUGUGUUCAAUAAAGAUUUCUGCCUGAUCUCACAAA